Messenger RNA from Sinocyclocheilus anshuiensis, 513 nucleotides. RefSeq names its product extracellular calcium-sensing receptor-like. Gene Ontology annotation, biological process: G protein-coupled receptor signaling pathway. Lineage: Eukaryota; Metazoa; Chordata; Actinopteri; Cypriniformes; Cyprinidae. Gene Ontology annotation, cellular component: plasma membrane. Gene Ontology annotation, molecular function: G protein-coupled receptor activity. The record is from RefSeq and is a predicted model, not a curated record. The coding region runs from base 1 to 513 and encodes 170 amino acids. The transcript has 2 exons.
AUGGAGCCACUGGUUGCACUUCUACAUAUGGUAAUAGCCAUCAUGACCUUCUCUAAAGCUAACAAAACUGUUUGUACUCUGCGAGGAGAGCCUGUACAUCCUGAGCUAUGGAAAGAUGGGGAUAUUAUAGUUGGAGGGGUUUUCUCUUUCCAUAGCAGCUGGGAAAUCAGGCAACUGACAUAUUCAAUUAUGCCACCUCCACUGAAGUGCAUCAGUCUUAAUUUUAGAGACUUCCAGUACGCACAGUCCAUGCUCUUCGCAAUAGAGGAAAUUAAUAACAGUUCCACUUUGCUGCCUGGGGUCUCAUUAGGCUACAAGAUCUACGACACGUGCGGAUCAGUGGCGGUUGGGGUUCGAGCAGCUAUGGCCCUUGCAAAUGGGUAUGAGAAAAUGUCUGUUGAAGGGCCCUGCACAAAGCAUGCUGAAGUGCAAGCCAUUAUUGGGGACACAACUUCUUCAGCGUGCAUGGCAAUAUCAAAGGGUAUUGGACCAUUCAAGCUUCCAUUGGUAUGA